UCGUGGCCCACUUCCGGCUGGUCUUGUCUCUGUCUCACUUGCUUGCUUUCGGGUGGGUUUUCGCUGCGCGGCUGCCUCGUCGGCCGAGGAGUGCUUCCCUCUUCUUGCCGUCGGGUUGUGGCGACCCGACGGGGCACGCGGAUGGCCACGUGGCGCCGGGGAGGCGGCCCCCGCGCGCGCAGCCUGGGAGCCCGGCGCCCUCCGCUGCUCCCGCCGGCACCCGACUCCCCUCUGGGCGAGCGUGGCUUUCGAGGACAUGUGGUCCGGGCCCAGUGCUUUCGGUUUUCGGAGGAGCCGGGCCCGGGAGCCGAGGGGGCCGUGCUGGAGGUCCACGUCCCGCAGGUCCUGCAUCUCCAAUAUGGAAUGUAUGUUUGGCCCUGUGCUGUGGUCCUAGCCCAGUACCUGUGGUUUCACAGAAGAUCUCUGCCAGGCAAGGCUGUCUUAGAGAUUGGAGGGGGAGUGAGCCUUCCAGGAAUUAUGGCUGCAAAAUGUGGUGCUGAAGUAAUACUGUCAGACAGUUCAGAGCUGCCUCACUGUCUAGAAGUCUGUUGGCAAAGCUGCCAAAUGAAUAACCUGCCACAGGUGCGCAUCAUAGGACUAACGUGGGGUCACAUGUCUCAAGAGCUCCUGGCUCUGCCACCACAAGAUAUCCUCCUUGCAUCUGAUGUCUUCUUUGAACCAGAAGACUUUGAAGACAUUUUAACUACGGUAUACUUUUUGAUGCAGAAGAACCCCAAGGUCCAGUUAUGGUCUACUUACCAGGUCAGAAGUGCUGACUGGUCACUUGAAGCUUUGCUCUACAAGUGGGAUAUGAAAUGUGUCCACAUCCCUCUGGAGUCUUUUGAUGCAGACAAAGAAAACAUAGCAGAGUCUGCCCUCCCAGGAAGACAUACGGUUGAAAUGCUGGUCAUCUCCUUUGCAAAGGACAGUCUCUGAUUACAUGUACAAGCUGUUUUAGGACAAUAUGUCAAUACUGAAUAGCAACCUGGUAUGCCAACUAGGACUCAGACCACUUCAGCUUCUUGAGAGCACAAGCAGAACCAUCUGAAGACGGUCAGAUCUGUUGGCCUGAGAUUAUGGAAGGUCACCUAGAUAGCACUCGUGGGUUACAUAGCCAUGAAAACAAAAAUUAAAACAUCUCUAAGAAAAAGGA
This is a messenger RNA of Equus quagga, 1153 nucleotides long. RefSeq names its product methyltransferase like 23 (gene METTL23). The transcript is spliced from 5 exons. Gene Ontology annotation, cellular component: cytoplasm; nucleus. The coding region runs from base 142 to 936 and encodes 264 amino acids. Lineage: Eukaryota; Metazoa; Chordata; Mammalia; Perissodactyla; Equidae. The record is from RefSeq and is a predicted model, not a curated record.